CACUAAUACGGAAUUAGUCGCAUUUUAGAAGUUCGGCUGUCAAUAGCAUAUCAUGUUGAGACCGGUUUUUAGAAUUCAAAUUUGUUUGCUAGCCAGUGCCCUCGUCAUUUCGUCUAACCAAGCAGCUGCCAAAACAGCUGCAAAUUGUCUUAAUCCCAAUCAGAAUGCAGGCCAUUGCAUUUCAAUUUACGAUUGUAACUCGCUGAGCUUUGUAUUGAGAAAGCAUCUGUCGGCCCAAUAUCGUUUCGUGCGCUUAUCCCAAUGCGACGGUGGUGCUGAUGCAAGCGGGAAAUUCCCCUUCGUUUGCUGCAACAAUGACACCGAUUUUCGUGAUCCCAACGCAGAUUGGCAACAACGUAUCAUUUUUCCUGGUCCAGAUAAUUCCGGGAGGCCUGGUCCUGGACGUAGGAAUGUCGCUUUAAUUGAACCGCCGCGCUGUGGUGCUUUGACAAUAUCGAAUAAGAUUUUUGGUGGGGAAGAGGCUGAGAUUACAGAAUUUACUUGGAUGGUCAAAUUGGAGUAUAAAACUGUGGCUAACACCUUUGUUUCGGAAUGUGCUGGCUCGCUGAUCAAUGAGCGUUACGUAUUAACAGCGGCUCACUGUGUCAUUGGUCCCAUUGAGGAGAAAAUAGGUAAACUCGUCUCCUUGCGCGUCCGAGAUCACGACAUUGAAUCGCCGCAGAUCUGUAAUCAGAAGGAAUGCUGGCCACCCUAUCAACGGUUCGGUAUUGAGUCCGUUGUCGUGCACGAACGUUACCUGGCUGAUCAGCAUUUGCGCAUAAAUGAACACAACGACAUAGCAUUGAUUCGAAUGGACCGGUCGGUGGAGUUUAAUGAUUAUAUAGAGCCAGUGUGUUUGCCCACUGCUUCCCUCCAACAAGAACUUAAAAAGGGGCAACUACUGACGGUGGCUGGUUGGGGUCACACAGGCUUGUCUAAACAUAGCAGAACUAAGAGGAAAACCCGUUUGCCACUUUAUGACAUGGAGGAAUGUCGACAUGUAUACCAAAAGUUUCUCUAUGUUGCUGACGAGCAAUUCUGUGCUGGAGGUGUCCACAACCAAGACGCUUGCUAUGGCGAUUCCGGCGGUCCGCUUAUGCGCCUGAACUCCACAUCUUGGGUAAUAGAGGGUAUAGUGUCAUUUGGGCGAAGCUGUGGACUAGAGAACCGCCCGGGCAUCUACACGCGUGUUCGGAACUAUGUCGAUUGGAUUGCAGAGCAUAUGGAUCCAUGGUAGUACCAAAGCCGAUGAUGCGAAUUUGAAUUUUUUCUAAUACGAAAUAACUAAAUAUUUGUAUUUCUAUAAAGUAGUAAUUUGUAAUUUUAUAUCAAUUUUGCAGUUGCGAAUAAAACUCAUUUAUAUACCAAA
Messenger RNA from Anastrepha ludens (Mexican fruit fly), 1369 nucleotides. RefSeq names its product serine protease 7-like. The transcript has 5 exons. Gene Ontology annotation, biological process: proteolysis. Gene Ontology annotation, molecular function: serine-type endopeptidase activity. The record is from RefSeq and is a predicted model, not a curated record. The coding region runs from base 53 to 1237 and encodes 394 amino acids. Lineage: Eukaryota; Metazoa; Arthropoda; Insecta; Diptera; Tephritidae.